Marchantia polymorpha subsp. ruderalis is the source of this 3074-nucleotide messenger RNA. NCBI's taxonomy places the organism in Eukaryota, Viridiplantae, Streptophyta, Marchantiopsida, Marchantiales, Marchantiaceae. The record is from the annotation of a GenBank genome assembly.
GCGUGCAGCGGGCCGUGAACGCUGCAGCGCAUUAAAGACUACAGGCCUGCCAAAGGUUGGCCCGUGAGGCUAUCCGGAUCCGUCACGACACUGUUCUGCCGUAGGUGGACGCGGAAGCCAGGCCGAACGUACUCCUCGAUCGCCAUAGUUCUGUGAAGAUCUCGUAGGACAGAGCCUGAUUUGGUGAAGGUGUGAUCUCAGGUCUUGGGUACCAGGAAGGUGUGCCACAGCUGUGGUUGUGACGAAGUGUCGAGGGAGGCAGAGCGGAUUUCGAGCCCGGUUAUAGCAUUUGUGAUCAAUUUCGAUUCUUCUCUCGAGAGGUCGGCUUGAGCUGGCUGGAAUGCUGUGUGGAAAUCAAGUUGUGAAGACACCACGCUCAUCGUAGCUGUAUCUGGACGUCACGUGCGGUAGCGCAAUUCAUUAGGUUUGUGAGUUUUAUUUUCGCUGAGGAGAAGAAUGAGACACUGUGAGGCUCAAAAGCGACGAUGUUUUGGGCCAUUUCUCAGUCUGGUUGAUUUGAACUUCGUGAUUUUAGUCGCUGGUGUUUUGUACCCAUACUGUCGAUCAGUGGGGAGCUCCGAGUUGUUGUGAAGCUUGAUCCGCAACUCGGCACUGAUGCUGAUCUGGACAUGUUGGAGCCACGUCGUGAAUUUCGUGUUUGGAACACGUUAGAAUUUCGGAGACAUGUAAAUCAGUCUUGUGUUAGUGGAACACAAGUGCGAAGAUGUAGGCGCUAUUGCGGAUCAGCUUCAGUGCUGCGGACCAACGUUUGUAAGUUCACAGGAGUUGAAUUUCUCUUGUUUGAGCACAUCCAGAACUGAAGAUCUACUGUGCUCAGUUCAAGGUGAAUUGAACAACCCCUGUCCCCGAAGGUUGGAGUUCGGUUUCGUUCGUUGAUAAUCGGGUGAUACAAGGUUCAACCAUUCAUCUGCAAAGAUGAGGCCUCGCACGCCCCCGGUCAAGUCGUCGGUUACAGGAACUGGAGCUGUAGACGAAGAAAGGGACAAGGAGAAAGAGAAGGCCACGUUACUGGGACUGAGGAAAAAAGGCAUGGGCGUACGGGCCUGGCUAAUGAUCGACGCAGGUGGAAAAGCCCAAUUGGUGGAGGCUGGUAAGCACGCCAUAAUGCGAAGAGCCUGUUUGCCGGCUCGGGAUUUGCGCAUUUUAGACCCUCUACUUACCUAUCCUUCGACUAUUCUGGGAAGAGAGCGUGCUAUUGUGGUGAAUUUGGAGCACAUCAAAGCGAUUAUCACUGCGCAGGAAGUUUUGCUGUUGAAUUCAAAGGAUCCGGCGGUUGUGCCCAUUGUGUUAGACUUGCAGCGCCGGCUUCCUCUGCAUUUCAACUCUUUUGGACAGCAGGUCGCUGGAGACGGAGGUGGUGGAUUAAGUGACAACGAGGGAGAUGGCCAUGUAAAGCCACCUGCAAAUUCUCCAGCAGAUGGCAUGAGUAGGGUGUCAUCAAGCUCAAAACUGAACAAAUCAGGACAAGGUCCACAGACACAGGGAACAUCUUCCGACUUGCCACCUUCUCCACCUCAGUCGCGGGCUAAUGAUUUUAGAAAUGCUGGUGGGAGUCCACCUCGUGCAAAUGGUGGUCCCAGUGUUUUGCCUUUCGAGUUUCGAGCAUUAGAGGUCUGCCUAGAAGCGGCGUGCACCUGCCUUGAUUCUGAGACCGUUACUUUGGAGCGAGAAGCCUAUCCAGCUUUGGAUGAGCUCACUUCGAAACUUAGCACCCUUAAUCUGGAGCGUGUCCGACAAAUAAAGAGCCGUCUAGUGGCCAUCUCUGGUCGUGUUCAGAAGGUCAGAGAUGAAAUUGAGCAACUUCUAGAUGACGACGGAGAUAUGGCAGAGAUGUAUCUGACGGACAAACUUUUGCGCAACAUGGAAGGGGCCCUUUCACCUACAUCAUCUGACGGAGGUGCUCGGUCCAUGUCCUUCAGUCAUAUGGACAUGGGGAAAAUGGAUUCAUCUGCAGACCUAGAUAAAGCCUCCAAUGCCGUCCAACCUGACAUUCAGGACUCAGAAGCAAAUGAAAAGAGUGUGUCCAAAGCGUACAUCGGUAUGGAAGAUAUGCUUCACUCGGAGGAAGUAGUUGCAAAGAGAGCCAUAGUUCGUAGCAGGAGCAGUAGUAGCAGCAGUUCAUCUAGCACUAGUCACGGUGGAAAACUGGACGUGGAAGAACUGGAGAUGCUUCUGGAGGCCUACUUUGUGCAAAUUGAUGGAACUUUGAACAAGCUGUCAACUCUUCGUGAAUACGUUGAUGAUACCGAAGAUUAUAUCAACAUUAUGCUGGAUGACAAACAAAAUCAUCUUCUGCAGAUGGGCGUCCUACUGACUACUGCAACUCUUGUUGUCAGUGCAUUCAUUGUGGUGACAGGAAUAUUUGGGAUGAACAUACAUAUUGAUCUUUUCGAAGCAGACAACGAUCACAGUAGAGAGUUUCUCUUCGUAGUGGUUGGAUCAUUUAUUGGGUGCGUGACUUUAUACACCGUUGCAAUAGCAUGGUGUAAGUACAAACGGCUAAUUGAGUGAAGGGUAUCCGGACCAUUGUGUGCAAGUUAGAGGGGAAACAGUAGAGUCGCUGUUUCUGCUCUGCCGACUAAUGCCAAGUAAAAGCACGCCAAAUUAUGACACCAUCACCAUCAAGUAUUGAUCCCGCAUGACCGUCACAAAGUAUUGACAAGGGCAAAUGAAGACAGCCAGGUCUGAGAUGACGGGGUGUGUAGCGAGCUAAGUCACCUCAAAGUAUGAAUGAUUCGUUACUCCACAUUUUUCGUCUGUAGGGAGUCCAAAGAUUCGGCUAGACUUGGUGUAGGUUUCAUUUAUCUGUUCCCUUGAGCCUGUUACAAGCAGUGUAUGUAAUGUUUCGUCAGGUCUUUACCAUUGAACGUUCUAGGUGUCUGAAAUCGUAGUUUGUACCUUUUUUGGUAAGCUACUGCAGUUCUGGCAGCCUUGAGAACGGUGAGUGGUUUUGUGCCGUGAAGUGUACGAUAUGAUAUUGGAUGGCUUGUGGUGGUCAUUCUGAUAGCUUUGUUACUGCCUACCAUAUUCCAAUAAAAAUCCACGAAUGGUCC